GGUCCAGGGCGCCCUGGACUAGUCCUUUGGUGUUGCCCCGGCGCGGACACGCGCUUCGUCUUCUGCUCUUCCGGGCGUGGGGACAGGAGGGUCCCGAGGGUCCGCGCAAAUUUGGAGUUCCUGCGAGUCCGGGUCCCCGCAAGUCCCGGGUCCAAGUAGUCCCGGAUCCGAGCCGUCUCGAGGCCGGUGUCCAGUUGCUCCAGCCUCGCCCAGAGCGCACGGGCCAGACGAGCGCGGGGUUCAAGAGGGGAGGGACGCUUUCUGUGGGAAGAUGCGGAAGCCCGACGGGAAGAUCGUGCUUUUGGGGGACAUGAACGUGGGAAAGACGUCGCUGCUGCAGAGGUACAUGGAGCGGCGCUUCGCGGACACGGUCAGCACGGUGGGCGGUGCCUUCUACCUGAAGCAGUGGGGCUCCUACAACAUCUCCAUUUGGGACACCGCAGGGCGGGAGCAGUUCCACGGCCUUGGCUCCAUGUACUGCCGGGGGGCCACCGCCAUCAUCCUCACCUACGAUGUGAACCACCCGCAGACCCUGGUGGAGCUGGAGGACCGAUUUCUAGGCCUGACGGACACGGCCAACACCGACUGCCUCUAUGCCAUCGUGGGGAACAAGGUGGACCUCAGUGAGGAGGGGGCCUCGGAGAACUGGGAGAAGGAAGGGCACAGCUCCGGGCCAGUGGGUGGCGGCUGUGUGUCGCCCAAGGUGUCCAAGCAGGUGCGUCUGGAGGAGGCAGUGGCACUUUAUAAAAAGAUCCUGAAGUACAAGAUGCUGGAUGAGAAGGACAUGCCAGCUGCUGAGCAGAUGUGCUUCGAGACCAGCGCCAAAACGGGCCACAACGUGGACCUGCUGUUCGAAACCUUGUUCGACCUGGUGGUGCCCGUGAUCUUGCGGCACAGAGCCCAGGGGCCGCCGCAGACGGUGGAUAUCUCCCGCUAUAAGCCCCCCGGGCCGGCCAAAUCUGGGUGCUGUGCCUAACUCUCGGGGCCCUCCUGACCCCCCGUUUACACAACUGGCAAGGAAUGUGACCAAGCCAGCUGUGGUCAGGAGCAUAGAAAGUCAAGGAGCUCUUCUGGAGACUUGCACAUGGAGGAGAAGAUCCGAGUGGAAAUGACAGCUAGUUAUUAAGAGAAUUUCAAUGUGAAUUGUUGCCUCUGUCUACAUCGCUGUGUUGGGAGGUGGGGAGCUGCAGGAUUAAGGUUCUUGGAGACUGUGGUCCCCUUGCUGAUUCUUUCCUGACAACCUGGCCUCUGACAGAAGGUUGCCUGGGUGGGUGUCCACCUGUCUAAGUACCUGUAUGACUUUUAUGUUUGUUGUUCUCAGACGUUUCUCUUCACUGUGAUUUAUUUUUGGUCCUUUCAUUUGGAACUUGUAUCUUGAUGCAUCAUAAAGAUUCUCAACAUGUUAAUUUAUACAAAAUCAGGAAUCACUGUUUUUAUAUUGGUUGUAGCAACGUGAACUACACAUAU
Messenger RNA from Molossus molossus (Pallas's mastiff bat), 1467 nucleotides. It is a transcript of the gene RAB20, whose product is annotated as RAB20, member RAS oncogene family. Gene Ontology annotation, cellular component: endomembrane system. The coding region runs from base 272 to 976 and encodes 234 amino acids. The transcript has 2 exons. NCBI's taxonomy places the organism in Eukaryota, Metazoa, Chordata, Mammalia, Chiroptera, Molossidae. Gene Ontology annotation, molecular function: GTP binding; GTPase activity. The record is from RefSeq and is a predicted model, not a curated record. Gene Ontology annotation, biological process: intracellular protein transport.